Messenger RNA from Daucus carota subsp. sativus, 926 nucleotides. Its product is annotated as sm-like protein LSM4. Lineage: Eukaryota; Viridiplantae; Streptophyta; Magnoliopsida; Apiales; Apiaceae. Gene Ontology annotation, biological process: P-body assembly; mRNA splicing, via spliceosome; nuclear-transcribed mRNA catabolic process. Bases 140 to 589 code for a protein of 149 amino acids. Gene Ontology annotation, cellular component: U6 snRNP; P-body; spliceosomal tri-snRNP complex. The record is from RefSeq and is a predicted model, not a curated record. Gene Ontology annotation, molecular function: U6 snRNA binding. The transcript has 7 exons.
GAAAUAAUUUUAAACCCUUUGCAUAAAGUAGACACAACCAAUCCUAGGUUUUCAACAUUAGUCUCUCUCGCCGAUCUGAUUACACGCACAACACAUACAUAAAUAGCUGUCUGUUCUUCAGUUCCGUGCCCUAGAAAACAUGCUGCCUCUUUCUCUGCUAAAGACCGCUCAAGGUCACCCCAUGUUGGUGGAACUUAAGAAUGGAGAAACCUACAAUGGACAUUUGGUAAACUGUGAUACUUGGAUGAACAUCCAUCUGCGAGAAGUUAUAUGUACCUCCAAGGAUGGAGAUAAAUUUUGGAGAAUGCCUGAAUGCUACAUCAGAGGCAAUACAAUAAAAUAUCUUAGAGUUCCAGACGAGGUGAUUGAUAAGGUUCAGGAAGAGAAAAGCCGUGCUGACAGGAAACCACCUGGUGCUGGGGGUCGUGGAAGAGGAAGAGGUAGAGAGGAUGGUACUGGUGGGCGUGGAGCCAAAGGCAUGGGCCGUGGCAUGGAUGAUGGACUUGCAAGAGGCUCAACUGGAGGAAGAGGCAGAGGAGGUCCUGGUGGAAGAACAGGGGGAAGCAGAGGUGGAGGUCGAGGUCGGUAGAUUCAGGUUGAGGAGCUGGAGAAAGAUUGGGUACUGGUGGCUGCUUUUAAUGGUGUACUUGCUACCCAUUCAUGUUCGGUACACAUGAUGUAAACCAGUCGAUUUUAUAAUGAAUUCUGUACUUUGGGGGGGGGGGGGGGGGGUAAGUUUUAAUAUGUUCGUCUAAUUCUAUUCUAGUACAGGGAUAGAAAUGUAUGCUAAUGCAGUUGAGAUUUUCCAUCAGUCUUAUGAUUUGUUUUGUGUUUGAUCUUCUUCUCUUGAAGAACAUGUUUGUUGUCCAGAUGAUGUUUUCUUGAGCUUGAUUCAUCUCGGUUGAUAUAUUUUAUGAUUUAUAGUC